This is a messenger RNA of Rattus norvegicus (Norway rat), 1340 nucleotides long. RefSeq names its product transmembrane epididymal family member 3 (gene Teddm3). The record is from RefSeq and is a predicted model, not a curated record. Gene Ontology annotation, cellular component: membrane. Lineage: Eukaryota; Metazoa; Chordata; Mammalia; Rodentia; Muridae.
CUAAAAAGCACAUUACUUAGAGGUCCUGCCCUGGGAGUGUCACAGAUAUUCUUUCUUAAAAGAGUGUGGCAGCGCCAGGCUGCUGUUGCAGGCCCCAAGAAUCUCUUGUGAGGCUUCUGAGGAAGCCAGUGAAGGUGUACCUCAUCUGUUGGCUCUGCUCCUCUCCAGAUUCAGCACACAGAAGAGCAAUGGGAACCCUUGAAGGACACCUGCUGUCAGGAGUAGGCUUCCUCAUGUAUGCGUUCUAUUAUUCGUCACUAACAUCCUUGGCCCUGCUCCAGAAACAGACGGUGCUCAACCACCUCUUGCUUCCAAGGAAGCUGCUGGGACACAGGUUGAUUUGGCAGGUAUCCUAUGAAGCCGUGAUGAAGGUGAUUGUCCCCGCUUUUGGCAUUAUUGGUGAAUACUUCUACCCUCUAGGGGUCAACCGUCUGAAGAUGAUAGACUGGAAGGAUCCUCGAAGGCUGUUCAUUUUCAAGGACAACUGGCAGCAUGUAACCAUGUUUGGGUUCUUUAUUCUCAGUGGCGUAGUGGACAUUGUGAGCCAGGCACAGCAGGCACGUUGGAGUAUGAAACUGGAGCGCGCCGCCGAAGCCCUGGCUUUCUACGUGCUGGGAUUGCUAAUGAUAACCCACAUUGAGAACAAAAAUGCCUUGGAGAUCCGAGUGCAUCUUCUGUUAGUGUUGCCUGCCUUCUUGCUUGCUCUGGUGCUCACGGUGGAGAUUUGGGUCCCUGACAAUGCCCCACUCUGGGUCCUCAAGAGCUGGAUGGGGCUGGUGUUGAGCACCUGGAUGAUGCAGAUCUGUGAGAUGUAUAUACCUCUCACUGGACAGCCCUGGAGGGCAGACAACCCUAUGGACCUGGCAUUUGUAGCCAUCUUCUUCUGCUGGCACCUGGCCUUAGGGGUUGCCUUGCUGAUUGCCAUCUAUGGCCUCUGCAGUCUCUGGCAUCGUCACGCUUCUUCUUGGACAAAGACCCUCGGGACUAAGUACCAGCGGUGCCCUACGGAAUCCGGUGGUGAAGAGCUGGAAAAGCUCAGUGCAGAAGCUGUGCCACAGGACGGAGGUGUGUAAGAAGAGAAGCUGUUUGGAGUAUGCAUGCACAGCCUCGAGUCCAUAGCUUCCCAUCCCAGGAUCUAACUCCCUUAUCCCCAAAUGAACCUUGUAUCUCCGAGGAUAAUGUCUUAGUUAUCACUUUGUUCCAUUCAGGUUAGUCUCCCACCUGUUUCCUUAUCUAUAUGGUUUCUGGUUACUCAUAUGGAAAGAACAAAAUGGCGCUUUUCUGUAAUAGCAUUUGGUAAAUUCUCUUAUUAAGAAAUAAAAGAAAGAAAGAAACUUAAA